UCCUAUUGUUGGAGGUUCCUUGUACUUUGUGCAGCUAUAAAUAGUGUCCGGGAGGAUUAAAGAGCCCACCCUGCAGAUUACACACAUGACCACCCUGAGAAUAGAGGAGACCCCCCUCUCCCUGUCUGGACCAUCAUGUCCCCCCACUAUGGGGUGUGUUAACCCCUUCCUCGCCCUGCCUGUGGAGGAUUGUGGGAGGAUGUGAGGACGUCCUGGAUCUGCACAUCUGGAGGGAAGAAAAGUUCUCAGAUUCUCCCUGAUGAUGAUGAUGAUGAUGAUGAUGAUGAUGAUGAUGAAGGAGAAGAAGUGCGGAGUGAGGCUGCGCCAUCCAACCCAAAUGAUGGAGUGAGGGCUGGGGGGGUGACAGCGCACGAGAGGAGACCAUUGUCUCGGGUGGGCUGCGGGGCUGCUCCGGACCGAUCAGCACAGACACCGAUCAGCACAGGCACCGAUCAGCACAGGGACCGAGCCGCGGAACAAUGAUCACUUACCGCGGGCCGGGGAGAGCGAUCCGCUGCCGGGAAAUUCACUUCGCGAUCGGAUCAGCAGAGGAUCGGUGCUGCCUACCGGGGGGCUCGGAGCUCGGCUAUUGUGAGACAUGGUCCUGAAGAUCCCGGGGACCACCCGCCAGCAGGUUGUGCAGCCACGAUGGGGAUAUUGUGAUUUUUCAGAAUACACUACCACUAGCCUAACACCUUGUACCAGAAGAUGCAUUUAACAUUAUUGCUGGUCUCCAUAUCUGAUCCACUGCUGUCUUCUCCUAAUGGUGCCUUCACCCUCCACCAUGAAUGAUGAGCAGAGACUGCACAACAACGCGGUAGCCUGGCUUAUAUGUUCAGGGAUCUCACUAUUAGCGAACGCCUGGGGGAUUCUCAGUAUAAGUGCCAAACAGAAGAAAUGGAAGCCUUUGGAGUUUUUAAUCUGCACCUUGGCCGGGACUCAUAUCCUUAACAUGGCCAUACCCAUCACCAUGUACUCGGUGGUCCAGCUAAGGAAACAGCACUCAGACUAUGAGUGGAACGAGGGGGUCUGCAAAGUGUUCGUCUCUACCUUCUAUACCUUAAGCCUUGUCACCUGCUUCUCUGUCACCUCUCUAUCCUAUCACCGCAUGUGGAUGGUGCGCUGGCCGGUAAACUACAGGUUAAGCAACACAAAGAAGCAAGCCGUGCACACAGUGAUGGGAAUAUGGAUGGUGUCGUUCAUUCUUUCCACCUUACCCGCAGUCGGAUGGCACAACCCCACUCAGAGGUUCUAUGCCGGGGACUGCCGCUUUAUUGUUACAGAGAUUGGACUUGGCUUCGGACUGUGCUUUCUCUUACUGAUCAGCGGCAGCGUGGUGGUCGGGGUCGUCUGCAUUGGAAUCUCUCUUUUUCAGACAUUUUCUAUACAAACUGGGCAGAACGUUGACAAAAAUAAAUUCAAUGUGCCCACUAUUGUGGUGGAGGACGCUCAUGGGAAGCGAAGGUCAUCAAUCGAUGGAUCGGAGCCCAUUAAAACUUCACUGCAGAUCACUUAUUUGAUAUCGGGGAUUGUAUUUAUAUACGACUUUCUAAUGGGAUUUCCUAUACUGGUUGUAAGUUUCGCCAGCUUGAAGUUUGACAAGUCUGAUGACUGGAUGGUCCUGGGCGUCCUCUGGUGUUCUGUAGUCCAGGCUCUUCUGCUGCCGAUGUUCCUCUGGGCCUGUGACCGGUACCGGGCAGACGUGAAGGCCGUGUGGGACAAGUGUAUAGCCAUCAUGUCCAAUGACGACGAAAACGAAGAUCACAGUCCUGAUGGCGGAGUUCACUCUGACCUCAUAUACGAGAGACCUUAUGACUACAAUUAUGGGGGAGAUAUCAUGGCCAUGGAGCGCAUUACCAAGUAUGACUUUUCGGCAUUAGAAAGGGGAAUCCCACAGAUUUAUCCUGUGAAGGAGACUCAGGAAGAUAAAAUGCACUAUCUCCAGGUCCCUGCAACGAGACGCUAUUCCCAUGACGAAACGGAUAUUUUUACCACGGGUCAGAUACCAGCGUUCCUUCACGGCUGGGGAUCCGCAGAAGACAUCGCUGCCAUCUCGUUCUUUACCCUGCCGAGGCGCGAAAGACGCAGUAGUCUGAUAAUGUACCAUGAGGAUGCCAGCCUGCCCUAUCGAAAGUGCCGAAAAGCCUCUGAGAGCCUCAUUUCGCUCAAACACUUCACCCUGGAAGAACUCUACAAAGACGACUUUAAGUGCUUUAGCCGAGAAGAAGUGGUCAGUUUCAUCGAUGACACUCCUCUGCCGAGUCCGAGGAAAGGUCCCAUAAGAUCGUCUUCUAUCGCUCUUAUCCCUGAUGCCCUACAGCACCCCACACUUACUCAUUUUACCAUGACCGACUUUGAACGGGAGCCACACGUAUUACGGAGGUUCUCCCCCCAUGGGAAAAGUUGUACUCUAAACGUUCCGGGUCAUCAUAGACCUCACGAUGACCAGAAAAGGUUCUAUACAGAAGGUCACCGGAGAUCCCGUAGUGCUCAAAGACAUGUUCAGAAGACUGAACCUCAAAAACUGGAUGAGGUAACCUCCAAAAAUAGCUCCGGGGACUCAAACAAUUGCCAGAUGGGGCUAAGCAAUACAUGGACUGCACAGGACCAACCCAACAAGGCAGCAGAUAAGGGAAGUACCAACAGCUUUCUCAGUUUACCUUCUGCUUCAUCUGGGUACAUAACGUUCCAUUCAGAUUCCAUUGGAUCUACAUCUUAGGGAUUAAACAUUUUUUUGCAAUUUUAGGACUAACCCUUUUUGGUCAAGAACAUUGUUUCAGGGUUUACACUUUCUCCUUUUCUUAUAUUUUAAUACCCGGGAACUGGAAACAGCACCAAAGAAAAGAACUUGUAUUUUAUUAAUAAUAAUAAUAAUAAGCUCAAUGGAAAAAAAACUUUUUAGCUUUUUUGUUUAUUUGCUUUUCAUAUAGAAACAAAAAUGGGGGAAAAAUUUCAGGAAUACAGAUUCACGGGCUCGGGGUUCUCCUGAAAAACAUUUAAAAAAAAAGGAGAAAAGAUAAACUGCGAUCUACAUUUAUUUUCUAAUAAUGAUGCAUCCAAUUCGUCGUCCAUGGAAAAUGUGUCUUACAAUGCAUUAACCCCUUACACGUCAUCAAUAAAUAUAUUAUGCAUGCUUAUGUAACUCCUCUGUCCACUCUCUAUAGGUGACUUUUUGAUAUACAUCUUACCAUUUUCUAUUUACUGAAUGAAAUUUGUUUUGUGUGGAUUAAGCUGAUGAGGUGGGAAAAAAUUGUUUUAAUUAAAAAAAAAAUCUGAUAAAUUGUAUCUGUUCUGUAUGGUAUUCUCUGUACUGUAGCUUCUUUUUUAAAGGAACGAAAAUCA
Molecule: messenger RNA, 3342 nt
Organism: Hyla sarda
Lineage: Eukaryota; Metazoa; Chordata; Amphibia; Anura; Hylidae
Gene: GPR153
Product: G protein-coupled receptor 153
Exons: 6
Coding region: 764-2719 (651 amino acids)
Biological process (GO): G protein-coupled receptor signaling pathway
Cellular component (GO): membrane
Molecular function (GO): G protein-coupled receptor activity
Source: RefSeq, a predicted model, not a curated record